Molecule: messenger RNA, 2011 nt
Organism: Ictalurus punctatus (channel catfish)
Lineage: Eukaryota; Metazoa; Chordata; Actinopteri; Siluriformes; Ictaluridae
Product: olfactomedin-4
Exons: 5
Coding region: 50-1444 (464 amino acids)
Biological process (GO): signal transduction
Source: RefSeq, a predicted model, not a curated record
CUGAUAUAAAUCAACAGCAUUUUCAUUUUGCUCAUCUUCUUAAGCAAACAUGAAGUCGUCUCCAUUGUCAGUAUGGACGGCUACAUUUUUCCUCGCCCUUUUCUCUCAGUGUGUGAGCGGGAAGGACUGUGUGUGUGAGCUGAAGAACUUGCAGCGUCCUUUUCCAAUGGAGAAACUCGACUCCAUCCAUAGUGCAGCUAACCAAUGCAACAGGAGCAUCACUUCAACACAGUUAAUGGAGGUGGAUGUGUUGAUGCUGGGAGUGCAGCGGCGGCUGGAGCAGCUGGAGGAGAGUGUGUCUGUGUUGGAGAAUGAGGACGAUGGUGAUCUGUAUGGAGCUGUUUCCUUGCGAAUCGUUGAGCUCGAGCUCGCUGAGAUCCAAGAGCUCAUGGGUAAACUGAAGAAAACCAUCAACUCGCACAAGUGGCUCAGUGAGAGCACGGCAACCAAGCUGCAAAACAUGACAGAAGGCAUGCAAGAGCUCGAGGCCUUCGAUCUUUUGCAUGUCGUGAGCAAACAGCGAGAAAAUCAGCGCCUGACGAGAGAGCUGACUGAGUGUCAGCAUGAACUUCAGGCCACUCCUCAGCCUCCCACUCCUCAACCAUACUGUCCACAAGGCCAGCUGGUCAAUGUGACUGGCCCUAGAACUUACGCCGUCACCCAGUAUGGAACCUCGUACUAUUACGGUGCCUGGGGAAAAGACCCAAAACCUGCUCCAGGAAAGGAGGACAUGUACUGGCUGGUGGCUCUGACCAGCAGCGAUGUUUACGCCAACUAUGUGCGGCAUUACAGCAGUUUGAGCACUUUACUGGUAGGCGUGGGUCCUGUAGACACCGUCAUCGCUUCCUCAAACCCUACCACAAACACCAUCAUGGGCCCUAACGCGGUGCAGUAUGGAGACGCGCUAUACUACGGCUGCUAUAAUACACCUGCUGUUUGUCGCUUUAACAUUUCUGACCGCUCCGUCACUAAUACACCACUUCCACAAAACUCUGGCAUCAAUAACAAGUUUCCUUUCGGCCACUUGGACGCCACGUACAUCUACACAGACUUGGAUCUUGCCACAGAUGAAUCUGGUGUCUGGGUCGUCUACACGGCACCUGACAAUUUUGGCAACGUGAUCCUUAGCGAGGUGAUAGAAGAAAGUCCUCCGUCUUUAGGCCGAACGUGGAGGACAUCACUGCACAAGCGCACUGCCACUAACACCUUCAUGGCAUGCGGAGUGCUUUACGCCGCACGCUUCCUGGACCAACAGACAGAGGAAAUCUUCUACUCAUUCGACACAGAGACAAGUGAGGAGCGCUAUGAUCUGAAGAUCCGCAUCAAGAAAAUGCAGACCAAUAUCCAGUCUCUAAAUUACAACCCACGGGACAGAAUGCUCUACGCCUACAGCAACUCAUACAUCGUCUCAUACAAUGCUGUUCUUUGCUCCUGUGAUUAUUAAAUGAAUAGUGCCUUGUACAUAUGUGUCAAUGACAUGGCUCCUCCAUUCCAUAUACACGUGUGGUUUAGACCAGUAGAAAGGCGAGAUCUUCUGAAAAGUCAUAACCGAUUUUCUUUUUAUUGUCUGCAGUAGUUUUAGGGGGGAUUCAGAUAAUACAUGAAUUAAACAUGUGAUUAAAAACAAACAAACAAGAUUUUGUUUUCUUCCACGUCAGAAUCAUAUCUGUACAAAUUAUCUCUCGAGUAUUCCAGAAACAUCUCUAUUAUAUUAUUAACAUCUCUAUAUAUAUUAUAACAUCUCUCUGUAACAUAUCUCUAUAUUAUUAUACAGAGAGGGGGAAAUAAGCAUUAAGACGCUUUUGUAUUUUAUUAUUUAAUACGUCCAGUGCAUAUGCUGUAUCCAAUUCAAAUUUACACGCACACUACAUUUUGACAAAUGUGAACUCAACAGUAUGAGCGGUAUGCACAAACAAUUUAAACUGAUAGGAGGAAAAGUAUUCGGAUACUGUAUUAAAAAUAUCUGCAUGCAAAUGUUGCAUAAAAAUUAAUUAAUAAAAAGUUCUUGAUA